Molecule: messenger RNA, 1938 nt
Organism: Aplysia californica (California sea hare)
Lineage: Eukaryota; Metazoa; Mollusca; Gastropoda; Aplysiida; Aplysiidae
Exons: 2
Coding region: 1-1938 (645 amino acids)
Molecular function (GO): nucleic acid binding; zinc ion binding
Source: RefSeq, a predicted model, not a curated record
AUGCCUCAUUUCAAGCCUCCUGAACCGUUUGAGUUUUCCAAACCUCACGAGUGGCCCGAGUGGCGACAGCGUAUACUACGAUACCGCACAGCCACCAAACUGAGCGCAGAGACCGGAGCAAUUCAAUCGAAGAUAACGAUCCUACGGACAACUUUGACAGUCUUAGAGAAUUUCGACGCUCACUUUGUCCCCAAGUGGAAUCUUAUCCACGAAAGAGCAAAGUUCCAUGCACGAGCACAAAACAGUGGGGAGACGAUAGAAGAAUAUGUUAGAGCCCUGUGCAAGCUUUCAGAACAUGCAGCCUUUAAGGACCGAGAUGAAACCUUAAGGGAUAGACUCGUCCUAGGAGUACUGGACAAUGAACUGUCACAGCGCUUACAACUCGAGGCAACUCUUACUUUGAAAUCAGCCAUUGAAACAGCACGCCAUUUCGAGCUCGUAAAGGGUCAGGUCAGUAGCCAACGUCAGCUAGGUGCAGCAGUCACAGUAGAUACAGUGCGCUACGGCCAGAGGGGAUAUUCGUCGCCUGCUCACCCCAGGGGUAGAGGCGGCCGAAGAACAGGUACACACUCACAACACAGAGGCAGCCAUGCAUCACCGUCAACUUUCUCUAACUGCAGUAACUGUGGAAGAGGUCAUGUCCAAAACAAUUGCCCAGCGCGUGGGAAAACUUGCAGGAAAUGCGGCAAGCGCAAUCAUUUCGCAACUGUCUGUCACAGCAGCAGCCGCAAUGUCAACCAAAUCACCGAAUCGGAAACUCCUUCGUUCUUUUUAGGUGCUGUUGACAGAGACUCGGACAGUAAUGUCGUUACCGAUGUAAACUUCGGCGAAGUUAGCGAGCCACCAUGGCGCGUUACACUGAACCUUGGAAGGAGAGCUACAUCCUUCAAGAUACACACAGGGGCCGAUGUUUCCAUCAUGUCAAAGGCCGUCUACGACCGUCUCAGUCCUCGUCCAAAGAUGAAAACAACGUCUGCAGUUCUUCGCAGUCCUGGUGGAAUCAUAAGGAGCGUGGGAGAAUUUAUCGCAACUACGCAGCAUAACAACCGCAACUUUGCGUUCCGUGUUUUCGUCCUUGACGAUGACACUGACUGUCUUCUCAGUCGCGACGCCGCAGUUCAUCUGGGACUGAUCUCUAGAGACAGAAUAGACUCUGCCAACCUCGUGUUCGGCGAUGUGAGACCUAAACCUAUACGCUGCGAGCCAGUGAAAAUCAUCUUGAAAGAAGAUGCACAGCCAUACUCUGUUAACGUCGCACGUCGGAUUCCCAUUCCACUCAUGAACGAAGUCAAGGCUGAACUAGACCGCAUGGAGGCCGCAGGUGUCAUUGAGAAGAUCAGUGCUCCAACUGACUGGUGCGCGCCCAUGGUCCCGGUCAGAAAAAGGUCUGUAAGCGUUAGAAUCUGCACAGAUCUGAAAAAGCUCAACCUAUUGGUGAAGCGUGAACGAUUCAUGCUGCCCACCAUUGAUGACAUCUUGUACAAACUCAGCGGAUCAAACAAGUUCAGCAAGCUUGAUGCAACUUCAUCCUUUUGGCAGUUGGCACUGGACGACGACUCCGCGAAGCUGACCACUUUCAUUACCCCGUUCCGUCGGUACUUCUACAGACGUCUCUGCUUUGGAAUCAACUCUGUGCCUGAGAUAUUUCAGCGUACGAUGCAAGACAUUCUAGCGGGCAUAGACGGUGUAGAGUGCUUUAUGGACGAUAUCCUCCUGCACACGGAUGGUCACGAGAAACAUGAUAAGCUGAAGAAGAAAGUCUUCCAGCGGCUAAAGGAGCGUGGGGUCAGGUUGAACAAAUCCAAGAGCAAGUUUGACAAGGAUGAAAUCGAUUUUCUUGGCCACAUCAUCAGCGGGAAGGGUGUAAGGCCAGAUCCAUGCAAGGUCAGCGCCAUCAUUGAGAUGCCAGAGCCAGAGAAAAUUACAGACUUACGAUGA